This is a messenger RNA of Mya arenaria, 1434 nucleotides long. Its product is annotated as anaphase-promoting complex subunit 10-like. The record is from RefSeq and is a predicted model, not a curated record. Gene Ontology annotation, cellular component: anaphase-promoting complex. Bases 160 to 705 code for a protein of 181 amino acids. Lineage: Eukaryota; Metazoa; Mollusca; Bivalvia; Myida; Myidae. Gene Ontology annotation, biological process: protein K11-linked ubiquitination; anaphase-promoting complex-dependent catabolic process. The transcript has 4 exons.
UUUGACUAAUUUGUAAGUACGAGAAAUUUCAUUCAGUGUAUCCCUGUAUUUUCUACUGCGUGUUUUGAAUUAGUUAAUUAAUCAGAUGUGCUGAAAACAGCAGUGUGUAUUAGUGGAUUGCAGUUCGGAUAAUAAGUUUCUCCGAAUUGAUUAUUGAAGAUGGCAACCAAGGUUACAGCCAGUCAGGAGUUGGAUGUUUUCAAGGAUGAAAAGGAGGGACUGCUUCGGGAAGUAAGCAGUCAGGCUGUAUGGUCACUGUCUUCUUGUAAACCAGGAUAUGGUGUAGAGCAGUUGCGAGAAGACUCCAGUGAGACAUACUGGCAGUCAGACGGUCCCCAGCCCCACCUUGUGAACAUUCAGUUCCAGCGAAAAACCACCAUCCAGGAUGUUUGUAUCUAUACAGACUUCAAGGCAGAUGAAAGUUACACACCUAAUCGGAUAUCCAUACGGGCAGGGAGUCAUUUCAAUGAUCUAGCAGAAAUUGAACAGAUAGAACUGGGUGAACCAAUAGGCUGGGUGUGUGUGCCAUUAAAAGACCUUGUCAGUGGGAAACCUAUCCGGACAUUCAUGAUACAGAUCGCUGUGCUAUCAAACCACCAGAAUGGUAGAGACACUCAUAUAAGACGAAUCAAAAUCAGGUCGCCGGUGCAGAAAUACCCAAUGUUCACUAGCUUAGACUUUAACAUGAAGGCUAAUAUAAGAUAGUGAAUCGCUAGUGACUAUCGUGAUUAUUGAACUCAGUUGGUUGAAAAGAGCCAUGUCAACAUCACUGAGAUAAAAUAUCAUUGUAUUGUGCACUAUGACAAAAGUGUCUAAAUUUAGCAAUGAUGCAGGUAUUCUGAAGGUUUAGAACCAAAUUGUCACUUGGGUUGAAGAUGUUCACGGUGCAUAUAGUGAUACUAUGUUGCCAGCCAAUUGUGUUCAAAGAUAAAGAGUUAAGAUGAAGAAGCCAGUCAGUGGUUUUGAUUUCACGUUUAUUUACAAAACUAUAUACAUAACGACAUAAGCUAAAAUUGGGAAUGUGUCUAACACAUACAUGUACAUCAAUAACAAUUUUACAUGUAACUAAUUGAAAAUAAUGAUUUGUUAACAUUGAUGAAAUUUGUACACAUAUUUUCAUUGAAUCCUGACGUAAAUGUGUAACUAGUUUAAUGUCCAUUUAGAAUUAUUUUAAUGUAUUUAUUUGGUACUUUGAAUUUAAAAAACAAGUAGAUUUGUACACAACACUAUAAUAUAGGUAUUGAAUUCAUGCAAAUAGAAAUAAUUUAAAUUCAUGCAAAUUGAAUUAAUUUAAUCUAUUUAUGUACAUGCAUGUGUGAAGUGUUAUCAUAAAGGCAUACGAAAAAUGCUUCAAACAUAAUGCUUAAUACACAUUUAACAUUGAUUUAACAUGUACAUUGUCAGUGAUCAUAGAUAAUGAUUGAAUGAGAUACA